Messenger RNA from Molossus molossus (Pallas's mastiff bat), 1314 nucleotides. RefSeq names its product chromobox 6 (gene CBX6). The coding region runs from base 55 to 1314 and encodes 419 amino acids. The transcript has 5 exons. NCBI's taxonomy places the organism in Eukaryota, Metazoa, Chordata, Mammalia, Chiroptera, Molossidae. The record is from RefSeq and is a predicted model, not a curated record.
AGCACCGGCCGCGGGAGCAGGGAGUAUUAUGGGCUGUGGGUGCCGCUGAGCAAGAUGGAGCUGUCUGCAGUGGGCGAGCGGGUCUUCGCGGCCGAAUCCAUCAUCAAACGGCGGAUUCGAAAGGGACGCAUCGAGUACCUGGUGAAAUGGAAAGGGUGGGCCAUCAAGUAUAGCACUUGGGAGCCCGAAGAGAACAUCCUGGACUCGAGGCUCAUUGCAGCCUUCGAGCAGAAGGAGAGGGAGCGUGAGCUGUAUGGGCCCAAGAAGAGGGGACCCAAACCCAAAACUUUCCUCCUGAAGGCGCGGGCCCAGGCCGAGGCCCUCCGCAUCAGCGAUGUGCAUUUCUCUGUCAAGCCGAGUGCCAGCGCCUCUUCGCCCAAGCUGCACUCCAGCGCAGCUGUGCACCGGCUCAAAAAGGACAUCCGCCGCUGCCACCGCAUGUCCCGCCGCCCCCUGCCGCGCCCAGACCCCCAGGGGGGCAGCCCUGGCCUGCGCCCCCCCAUCUCGCCUUUCUCUGAGACCGUGCGCAUCAUUAACCGCAAGGUAAAGCCUCGGGAGCCCAAGCGGAACCGCAUCAUCCUGAACCUAAAGGUCAUCGACAAGGGCUCGAGUGGCGGGGGUGCUGGGCAGGGGGCUGGAAACCUUGCCCGCCCCAAAGUCCCCUCUCGGAACCGCGUCAUUGGCAAGAGCAAGAAGUUCAGUGAGAGCAUGCUGCGCACGCAGAUCCGGCACAUGAAGUUCGGCACCUUCGCGCUGUACAACAAGCCUCCGCCCGGCCCGCUGCCGCCCCCGCCAGCCAGCAAGGCCGACGUUGCUGCCGCCCCCGCCCCCGCCCCCGCCCCCGGGCUGCUCCUGGCAGCGCCCACUGCCUCCUACGACGCCCGCAGCUCCGGCUCCUCCGGCUGCCCCUCGCCCGCACCGCAGUCCUCCUCUGACCCCGACGACUCGCCCCCCAAGCUGCUCCCUGAGACCAUGAGCCCAUCCGCCCCCGUCUGGCAGGAGCCUGAGGUGCUCGACCUGUCCAUCUCUCCCGAGACCGCAGCCACCAGCAAGAGGGCGCCUCCCGAUGUCACUGCUGCUGCCGGCCAGGCACUUCCCACUGCUCCCGAGCCUAACGGCACCUCCUCCGAGCCGGAGGCUGGGGACUGGCGCCCCGAGAUGUCGCCCUGCUCCAAUGUGGUCGUCACAGAUGUCACCAGCAACCUCCUGACGGUCACGAUCAAGGAGUUCUGCAAUCCUGAGGAUUUCGAGAAGGUGGCUGCUGGGGUAGCAGGCGCCGCAGGUGGGGGUGGCAGCAGUGGGGUGAGCAAGUAA